Messenger RNA from Pleuronectes platessa (European plaice), 2448 nucleotides. RefSeq names its product fibronectin type III domain containing 7a (gene fndc7a). The coding region runs from base 1 to 2448 and encodes 815 amino acids. The transcript has 13 exons. Gene Ontology annotation, molecular function: protein binding. The record is from RefSeq and is a predicted model, not a curated record. NCBI's taxonomy places the organism in Eukaryota, Metazoa, Chordata, Actinopteri, Pleuronectiformes, Pleuronectidae.
AUGGGAGCAACUCAGAUAAUGAUGCUGAAACUUUUACUUUUAUUGACCGUUACAGAGAUUUGUGCAGCUGAAAAUGACAUGACAUUGUCAGUGUUUGCGGUCACGUCUAAGACCAUGACAGUGCAGUGGAGCGGGCCGCCUGGUGCCAGCUCCUACAAGAUCACGGCGACCCCCAAGAACUCCUCGAAAUACCCUGUCUUCGCUCAGUUCAGUGGUUACUUUGUGAUGGGCUCUAUCAACUCCCUGUCCCCAAACACGCUGUACACUGUGCAGAUAGAGGCCAUGGACAAUGCUCUCAAUGUCCUCAGCAGCGCAUCGACUGAGGAGACAACAGCUCCCGAGGUGCCCACCAUCACACAGGCCUACUCCAAACACAGCGACAGCAUCACCGUCGAGUUCACAGAGGUCCCCGGGGCAACCAACUACAUCUUGAGGGCAGAGUCAGGUGACUUCUUCUUCGAGACCAAGGUGAACAGCACCCCCGGCACCAUGAUGUCUCUCCAGCCCCUCACCAACUACAUGAUAAGCGUCAUGUCCGUCAACUCGGGUGGGAGGAGCCAGCCCUCGAAUGACUUCGAGGCCAAGACAGUGGGGAUCGCACCACAGUUGAACACCACCUCCCCGACCAACGACACCAUCCUUGUGUAUUGGCCCGCGGUUCAGCAAGCCGUCCUCUACACACUCUGCAUUAUCCGAGAGGGUUCCAGCACCCGCACUAAAGUCAACACCACCGACACCAUGGUGACCUUCGAUGGUCUUGAAGCAGGGACUAUGUACUGUAUCAAGGGCACAGCCUGGGACGCUGAUGGUCGCACUGGAGACGACCUCACUGUCUGCCAGAUCACACGUCCACCAAGCCCAGAUGUGGCCUUUGUCCAGUUGACUCAAGGUCGGUCCCUUGGGCUCGCUGUGUACUGGGUGCCAGUGCAGGGAGCAGAGACCUACGUAGCCCUUACCUCUGAUGGAGAAAACUGUACCUCAACAGCUAACAGCUACUGUUUCAUUGUAAAUGUGGAGUGUGGCCAGAACCACUCUCUUACUGUCACAGCCAGCAACGAAGCCGGUUCCAGCAGCCCCUCAAACCCAGCUGAAUAUCUGACAUACCCAUGUCCUCCAGAGAACAUCUGGGUGGAGGAGCCUGAGGCAGGCAACUGCUCGCUGGUGUGGGAUGAGGUGCAGCUGGUGGAGUACUACAUAGCUUUCAUAAAGAGGGAUGAUGGGACAGAGAAUUCGUGCAACACCACUGCAACCACCUGCCAGUUUUUCUGCAUGUGUGGCCACACCUACCUGACCACCGUCUUCCCCUACAACCAGGCUGGCUCCAGCCCUGCCUCACAGGUCCACAACUACACCACCAUUCCUUGUUGUCCACAGAAUGUCACCGUACAGCUGGUUUCCACGGAAACCCUGGAGGUCAUGUGGUCCCCGGUCAAUGGGGCCGAGCUCUACGAGACAACAGCACAACAGACCAACGACGUUGUGCACUGUAACGACACAGCGCCAGUGUGCGCCCUGUCUGACCUGAGGUGCAACACAGCUUACUCUGUGACAGUCAUGCCUUGCAGCGAGUCUCGAGGAUGCAACCGCACCUGCACAGCACACACACACGAGACAGCUCCGUGCUCUCCAGAGAUCCUGAAUAUGACACAGACAAACAACGCCACGUACAGAGUCCACAUCACCACCCCCAACACACCCAACACAAAUUCCCAAAUCACUGCCACUGGACGCUAUGACACACACACUUGCCAAACAAGAAACAGCUCAUGUGAGCUCACACAGCUGCCCUGCGGCUCGAUCUAUGACGUCACAGCAGUGGCCACCACAGCUGUAGGACGAAGUUUACCCGGAUACAGUAAAUCUUUGGAGACAGGUCCGUGCUGUCCAGCGUUUGUGAAUGUGACCCAGGUCACACAGGCGAUGACCAACGUGACAUGGUCGCCUGGCCAUGGAGCUCGCUCCUAUAUCACCUCACUGACAUCCUCGAAAGGACACGCUAAAUGCCACACCAUGGACACCCACUGCCUGAUGGGAUGCAUCACCUGUAGCACCAACUACAGCGUCCACCUGGAAGCCAUCAGCAGCACAGGACACAAGUCAGAGUGCCAGUAUCGUGGAUUCUCAUCUAGUCCCUGCUGUCCAUCGGGCAUCAAGCUAUAUCGCACGGCCAACAACUCUCUCAGAGUGCACUGGCGCUCUUCUGGCUCUCAGAUCCACAACCACAGUGUAGAGUUGUACGGGACAGGAGCUAACUACACCUGCGUCGCAGCGGCUGGUCGAACACAUUGUGACAUCCAGGAGGAUUCGUGUGGGGAUGUCUAUACAGUAGUGGUGGCACCAGUGACCCAGAACAGGAUCAAAGUCCAAUUCUGUCAGCCCAGGAAAUACUCGGUUCCCUGCCCAGGAAGUAAUGCUGGAAUCUCUCGUGGAAGACGGAGCCUGGAUUAA